AUGUCUGACUGCGAUAUUUCUAGCGGCUUUCUGCACAUCAAUGAUCAAAGCAGUUUUAUGCUUCAAAGAUGCGAGGUAAGUGUCAAAUACACAAAAAUUGUAGGCUAACGUUUAAUGGUUUAUACAAAUAUUCAUUUUUAUAUUUUUUGUCAGUCUAUACAAUUUAUCACAAUGGAAUCUUUGUUAAAUAUAUACAAAUAAGAAACUAGCCUAUUUAUCAUGUCAUGCGGAUUAACCGGACAUUUGUAGAAACGAUUGACAAAUGCAAUAGUAAUCAGCAUCAUUGUGUUGAGUGACCACACUAAACUUAAUCUGGGAGGGAGUAGCAGCGGUGUGUGAUAUUCUGACUAACAGUGUAGCAUUCUGUACCUUUGCUGCAGAGCUGUGGUGAUGAAGAUGAUGACGAGAGACUAAAAAGAAGGGUAAAUAACAGGGUGGCAGCGCAGAAGAGCCGAAAAAGACAGACACAGAGAGCAGAUGAGCUGCAUAAGGUGGGUCUGUACGUGCAAAACAGACUCCUUAUGGUCUCACAACUAUCUUGGCAUAGUCUAACCUUUUCUCUUAUAUGACAGAAAUAACGCAGCUAUCAAUGUCACACUUAUUCUCUGAGUCAAGUAGAUUCAUAUUUUAUUCUACUCGGAAAGUAAGAUUAUAAAGUAACAGCCCAGUUUGUCCCAUACAGGCAUAUGAGUGUCUGGAGCAGAAGAACAGGCGGCUGAAGAAGGAGGUGCAGUUUCUGUAUGAGGAGCAAAGGCGUCUGACUGAGGCCCUCAAGGCCCACGAGCAUCUCUGUCCCAUCAUGCACUGUGUUCCCAACCUGGGGUCAGGGCCCAGGGAUGUAGGGGUCCUCUCCAGCCUUCCCAGAUAGCCACCAUAUCACGCCAGGACCACAGAGACAAACCAACAUGGGAGACAUGUAAACAGAGUUAACAGGUCAGAUUAUUUAUGUCCUCCUCUGUCCUUUGUACUCCCUGUGUCAAUUAUUUUGUAUAGCUUGAAUCAAGUUGUAAUCAAAUGAUUAUAGGCUGAAGUAAUUAACUUUGUUUCAGAUGUUCAAAUUGCUUGUCCUGUUUUAAAUGUUUUGUAUAAUAAAUUGCAAAUACAUUGCAUAUCCCUCUCCCAUUAGACAAUCUCCCUUUGAGUCUGAUAAAUGUGGUUACCACACCUUUAAUCACUUGUGUUCUUGAACUGGUUUACCAGUAUCUGGGUUUCCUGUUUUGGGUUUCCUUAUUCCCUAUUCUAAAACAUGUAAUACACUGGCUAUUACCAAUGCAUUUAUGAAUUUCAACACUUAAUUGAAAAAUUAGAUAAUCAA
This is a messenger RNA of Coregonus sp. 'balchen', 1315 nucleotides long. The record is from the annotation of a GenBank genome assembly. NCBI's taxonomy places the organism in Eukaryota, Metazoa, Chordata, Actinopteri, Salmoniformes, Salmonidae.